UGCCAUGGGUCACCUUGCAUUUUAAAGUGGGUUAUCAGAUAGAUAUCUGUCCGUUGCCCGUGAGCUGUGGGACAGGGCAGCCCCCAGCCCUACAGGGGCUCAUGGCCCCCCUUCUCCCUUUUCUUCCCACAGGUGGUCCCGUGCCAGGCUUCAAUGCCGUCAUAGCCAGCGACAUCCCCCUGGGUGGGGGCCUCUCCAGCUCGGCUGCUCUGGAGGUGGCUACUUACACCUUCCUCCAGCAGCUCUGCCCUGAUGACGGUGAUUUGGUAGCCAAGGCACUGGCAUGCCAGAAAGCAGAGCACACGUUUGCCAGCAUGCCCUGCGGGAUCAUGGACCAGUUCAUAUCCGUGAUGGGCAAGGAAGGCCACGCGCUGCUCAUUGACUGCAGGUCCCUGGACACCGUCCUCGUCCCGCUGACUGAUGCCAGCCUGGCCGUCCUCAUCACCAACUCCAACGUGCGGCACACGCUGACGGGCAGCGAGUACCCCACGCGCCGGCGGCAGUGUGAGGAGGCGGCGGCAACACUUGGCAAGGGCAGCCUGCGAGAUGUCACCAUGGCUGAGCUGGAAGCGGCCAGGAGCCGGCUGGGCGAGGAGGUGUACCGGCGGGCCCGGCAUGUCGUUGGCGAGAUAGCACGGACGGCCCAGGCAGCAAAAGCCCUACAGGACAGGGACUACCGGACGUUCGGGAGGCUGAUGGUGGAGAGUCACAACUCUCUCAGGGAUGACUACGAAGUGAGCUGCCCAGAGCUGGAUGAGCUGGUAGCGGCAGCCCUGGAGGUCAAUGGGGUUUAUGGCAGCAGGAUGACGGGGGGAGGCUUUGGAGGCUGCACAGUGACAUUGCUGGAGGCCGGGGCUGCAGAGAGAGCCCAGCAUCAUAUCCAGGAGAAAUACAGUGGCACAGCCACCUUCUACCUCACCAAACCUGCCAGUGGAGCAAAGGUGCUGCCCCUGUAGAGGAGCGACUGCCUUGCCUGGGCUGGGAUCACCCUCGCCAUCCCCUUCACAAGGGAGUCAAUCUGUCUGCCUGCAGCAUUUGCCUAAUAAAUGCAAAACAUUU
Molecule: messenger RNA, 1059 nt
Organism: Athene cunicularia (burrowing owl)
Lineage: Eukaryota; Metazoa; Chordata; Aves; Strigiformes; Strigidae
Gene: GALK1
Product: galactokinase 1
Exons: 6
Coding region: 102-956 (284 amino acids)
Biological process (GO): carbohydrate phosphorylation; galactose metabolic process
Cellular component (GO): cytosol; cytoplasm
Molecular function (GO): ATP binding; galactokinase activity
Source: RefSeq, a predicted model, not a curated record